GCCCCAGCAGAUGAAUUCAAAGGUUCCUUCUAGGAAGCUGUCCCUGUCUGGGCAGGACAGAGGCCUGGCGCUGGGCUGGGCUGAGCUGAGCACGGCACCCUGUCCACAGGUUUGUACACACCUUGCCACAGCAGUGUGGAGAGGCCUAGGGAGCCAGGCCAGCAUGGUGGAGUUUGCUCCCUUGUCCGUGCCUUGGGAGCGCAGGCUGCAGACACUGGCGGUCCUACAGUGGGUCUUCUCCUUCUUGGCCCUGGCCCAGGUCUGUGUGGUCAUCUUCAUAGGCCUCCUCUUCACAAGGUUCUGGCUCCUCACCGUCCUGUACGCCACCUGGUGGUACCUGGACUGGGACAAGCCGUGGCGGGGCGGCAGGCCCAUCCAGACCUUCAGGCGCUGGGUCAUAUGGAAGCACAUGAAGGACUAUUUCCCCGUCUCGCUGGUCAAGACUGCUGAGCUGGACCCCUCCAAGAACUACAUUGCGGGCUUCCAUCCCCACGGAGUCCUGGCAGCCGGAGCCUUUAUCAACCUGUGCACUGAGAGCACAGGCUUCUCCUCGCUCUUCCCGGGCAUCCGCCCCCAUCUGAUGAUGCUGAACCUGUGGUUCCGGGCCCCCUUCUUCCGAGAUUACAUCAUGUCUGGGGGGCUGGUCACAUCAGAUAAGGAGAGCGCUGCUUACAUUCUGAACAAGAAGGGCAACGGGAACCUGCUGGCCAUCAUUGUGGGGGGCUCCCAGGAGGCACUGGAUGCCAGGCCCGGGGCCUUCAUGCUGCUACUGCGGAAUCGCAAGGGCUUUGUCAGGCAGGCCCUGAUUCAUGGGGCAGCUCUAGUGCCGAUCUUCUCCUUUGGGGAGAAUAACCUAUUUGACCAGGUGCAGAACUCUUCUGGCUCCUGUUUGCGCCGAGUCCAGAAUCGGCUGCAGAAGAUCAUGGGCAUCUCCCUCCCCCUCUUCCACGGCCGCGGCAUCUUCCAGUACAGCUUUGGUUUCCUGCCCUACCGCCAGCCCAUCACCACCAUCGCCAAAGCUCUGCCAGUCUCCCUCUCCUUGGCCUCUGGAUGCUCAUCUAUGAAACGUGAGAGAGAACUGGAAGAAAAUGACUCCUGAGGGCUCUGUCCUCUCCUGUAAUGUCACUCAAAGAUUACAAAAGAGCAUGUAGGGAAAAAGAGUAACGAGGCUUUUCUUCCUCUACGCUUGAGUAACAGCACAAAAGAAGCUCCCAGCUCCAGCCCUUUCCCCUACCUGCCCCCUUGUAUCACACCCUGGAUGUCCCUCCCUCCCCCAGCUGGAGAGAAGGUGGUGGGCAGUGAGUCCCUGCACUCACCCAAUGCACCUUCAAGUUUCUGGACCCUCUGAGCUGUGGAGUGGCAGCCAGAGGUUAUUGGAAGAUGGGCAAAGAGAAUUCCACCGUCACUGACUGACUGUGACUGGGGGCAGGCCUCUCCCCCCCCCCCCGCCCUCUGAGCCUCAGUUUCCCCAAAUAAGAUGACCUUUGAGUCUCGGUUUUGACAUCGCAUAAUUUGAGAACUCCAGGAGGACUCCUCUUGCUCAUUCUUUGUAACUUCAGACCUUGGCACAAAAGGAGGGACCCAACAAAUGUCAGUUCAAUAAACUAAAGCAUUCUAUUUUA
This is a messenger RNA of Marmota flaviventris (yellow-bellied marmot), 1622 nucleotides long. RefSeq names its product monoacylglycerol O-acyltransferase 2 (gene Mogat2). The record is from RefSeq and is a predicted model, not a curated record. Gene Ontology annotation, molecular function: 2-acylglycerol O-acyltransferase activity; diacylglycerol O-acyltransferase activity. Lineage: Eukaryota; Metazoa; Chordata; Mammalia; Rodentia; Sciuridae. Gene Ontology annotation, cellular component: endoplasmic reticulum membrane. Gene Ontology annotation, biological process: triglyceride biosynthetic process; diacylglycerol biosynthetic process.